Molecule: messenger RNA, 2612 nt
Organism: Postia placenta MAD-698-R-SB12
Lineage: Eukaryota; Fungi; Basidiomycota; Agaricomycetes; Polyporales; Adustoporiaceae
Exons: 14
Coding region: 1-2535 (844 amino acids)
Cellular component (GO): vacuolar transporter chaperone complex; fungal-type vacuole membrane
Source: RefSeq, a predicted model, not a curated record
AUGAAGUUCGGCCGCAAGAUCUCCCAUGACCUCUACAACGAAUGGAGACCGUUCUACAUCAACUAUAAUCAGCUAAAGCACGAGCUCAAGACCUCCGCUGGGGUAGCACUUCUCAACCUCCUGAGCUUCCAGACCGCUGAACUGUCCACCCGCAUCAAAGACGCAGAGAGGGCCGUCAAGCGUCUCGUCAUAACCGAGUAUACAGACGGGCAUGAUGCUCACGCGAGCACAUCCGCUGACCCCGAACGGCAGCAGCGCCAGCCUAUGGCACACCAGGACGCGGGCUCCGAUGACGAUGACGACACGGACGAUGAAGGCAGCGACGCCAUGUCGAUAGAUGCCUUAGAGGACCAGUUCCUCGUUCUCGAGGAGGAAGUCGCAACCCUCGUCGCCGACGUACAUGACCUUGCACUGUAUACCAAGCUCAACAUUACUGGAUUCAUGAAAAUUCUCAAGAAACAAACAAACCGCCCACUCAAGCCCACAUUCAUUCAAGAGUACCUGGAGAAGCGACCGUUCUAUAAGUACAACUGGGACGGUCUCAUAGUCAAACUGUCCAAGUUGUAUGACCUUGUCCGCACAAGAGGCCAUCCCGUCCAGGGCGAUGCCAGUGCGGGUGGAAACCAGAGCGCAUUCGUACGGCAGACGACCAAGUAUUGGGUCCACCCAGAUAACUUAGUCCACCUCAAGUUGGCAAUACUGCGGCACUUGCCUGUGCUAGUGUUCAAUCCGGAUAAGGAGUUUGAACAGAGGGACGCCGCCAUCACGUCUAUCUAUUUUGACAAUGAGGACCUCGAGCUCUACCUAGGCCGUCUCGAGAAGACGGAAGGUGCUGAAGCUGUUCGACUGCGCUGGUAUGGCGACGUCGAUACCAAGACAAUCUUCGUCGAGCGGAAGACGCACCGCGAAGACUGGACGGGAGAGAAGUCCGUCAAAGCGCGCUUCCCGAUCAAAGAGCAUCUCGUGAACGCCUUCCUGCGCGGCGAGUACACCAUGGACAAUGAGUUCCAGGAGCUCGUCGCGAAGGGCAAGAAGACGCAGCAGGAGGUGGACUCAAUGAUUCAGCUCGCGAACGAGGUGCAGUACGCGGCCCUCACGAAGAAGCUCAAGCCAGUAAUGCGCACGUUCUACAACCGCACGGCUUUCCAGCUGCCCGGUGACGCGCGCGUACGUAUAUCCCUGGAUACGGAGCUGACGAUGGUCCGCGAGGACAACUGGGACGGGCGUGUGCGCGCGGGGGAUAACUGGCGGCGAACGGAUAUCGGUAUCGAUCAUCCUUUCGAGCAACUGCCCCCCGAUGAUAAGGAGCUCUUCAAGUAUGGAGUCUUGGAAGUCAAGUUGCAGACGCAGUACGGACAGGAACCACCGAAGUGGGUUGCAGAUCUCGUCUCGUCUCAUCUUGUAGAGGCCGUGCCGAAGGUAAGUAAAUUCAUUCAUGGCUGCGCGACGCUUCUGCCUAACCGAGUUGACCUCGUUCCAUUCUGGCUGCCUCAGAUGGAUACCGACAUCCUGAAGCCUGAUACGGGCUCCCUCACAAUCGAACGUCCUCUGCAGACUUCAUCGAAGGGGACGUCCGAGCUAUCGACAGGACGGGAAUCCUCUGGAGAUGCAACUCCGGAACACGGUCGUGUCGUAUACGUGGAACCUGUAUCUGAAGGUGAGGAGGACGAGGACAUGGACAUGGCCCCAGGCGCAGCGAGAGACGAGCAUAAGCGUACCGGUCUGUCGGGAGACGAGGUGGCUGCUGCGAUCGCUUACCGCGAGAAAUUGCUGAAGCAGCAGAGCGAGGCGGAUCUGCGGAAUCGGACGAGUCAAACAUCGUCGCAGGCGUCGAGCUCGCGCCAUGCGACGGCAGACGAUGAGGGCACUGACGGGGACGAUGAGGAUGAGGCUGAUGAGCGGACCCCGCUCAUCAAUGCAUCGAAUGGGGCAGCCGUGCUAGACGACCGCAAUCGGACUCAAGUGCGGUCUUUGUCCAUUGACCCGCUUGCGUCCUCACAAGCAUUCGAUGAGACGCUUCGUGACCGCCUGAGGGUGGACGCGGAGCGUCGGAUGCGCGAUGACGAGGAAGCUGUAGACGACGAUGAGGAAGAGGACAGCCGGAUGGAAGGAUCGUCAAUCAGACGUGACAGUGAGCGUCUUCUCGAGCGUGGCUGGGUUGCGCCACCUGGAAAGCGCAUCGCCGUGCCGGUUCGCGUCGAGCCGAAGGUGUACUUCGCCGCUGAGAGGACGUUCCUGAAAUGGCUGCACUUCGCUAUCUAUAUGGGCACGAUCGCGACGACGCUGCUGAACUUUGUGCCUCCGCGCGACACGGUGGGCCUGAUCAGCGCGGGGCUUUUCACGCUUGCGGCUCUAGUGGCGAUCGCGUACUCGGCGAUCAUCUUCGUGUAUCGCGCCCUGAAUCUCCGGAAGCGCCGCGCGGAGGGUAUGUACUACGACAAGUAUGGACCGACUGUGCUGUCGUUCUUGUUGCUUACAGCGCUUGGGACGAAUAUUGUGCUGAGGAUGCGGGAAAUGGCGGGGGAUGUCCCGUAGUGCUGGAAUUUCCGUGCUUGUCUUGUUAGCUAGGGCGUGCAUGCCUGCUGCAAUCUAUGAUGUUAGUUUAUACACAA